Messenger RNA from Recurvomyces mirabilis, 315 nucleotides. It is a transcript of the gene NdufA8, whose product is annotated as ndufa8, NADH-ubiquinone oxidoreductase complex I 19kd subunit. Lineage: Eukaryota; Fungi; Ascomycota; Dothideomycetes; Mycosphaerellales; Teratosphaeriaceae. Gene Ontology annotation, biological process: mitochondrial electron transport, NADH to ubiquinone. The transcript has 2 exons. The coding region runs from base 1 to 315 and encodes 104 amino acids. The record is from RefSeq and is a predicted model, not a curated record.
AUGCAAUGCAAAACCGCCGCCAACGGGACCGGGGAGGUGGAUUGCUUGAAGGAAGGCAGGAAGGUGACGCGGUGUGCGGCGGGCGUGUUGGAGGAUGUGAAUAAGAGUUGUUUGGAGGAGUUCCGGAAGCAUUGGAGUUGUUUGGAUGAUAACAAUCAGCAGCUUUGGCAGUGUCGGAGGUGGGAGCGGCCGUUGAAUGCGUGUGUUUUUGAGAAGUUGAACAUCGAGAAGAAGAUCCCAGGCGCGCCGGAGAACGAGACACCCGUGCAUCUGCGCAAGAGGCAGAUCUUCGCGCACUCGAUCACCACCCAAUAA